AGAGAGGUAUAUCAUACUAAAAGAAUGCAACGAGUGUUCUGUGUUAAGUGGAGUCCUGAUUCUGAGUUUAUUUUAUCUGGUAGUGAUGAAAUGAAUGUAAGGUAAGGACGGCCACAACCGAAUGUGUAUACUCGUAUUUUAAUAUACUCAAGCCCUGACUUCUUUUCUUUUCAUUUAAGAAUUUGGAAAGCUGAAGCAUCUGCAAAACUCGGUCCGGUAAGUAGCUACAUAAUGACUCCAUUGCUUGCCAAUAUCGUUUGUGCAUGCUCUGCUCCUUGCAACCUCGUACCCAGGCUAUUUUCUCUCGUGCUCUGGUGCACGGCCACCUUACGAGGGAUGUGUUCCUUGACAAUAAGCCUUAUUUUGUCAGGUGAAUAGACAACCGUUGCCCAUUUGUAUACUGAUGGUUUUUUACAAGUAGUUUACUAUUUUUGAUGUCACCCGUUCUAAAAUCAUUGUGUUGUGAUUGUUGUGUAUGUUUAUUAAUAAAUGCAUUGUUGCUAUAACUGCAUUCGGAAUUUUGAAUAUUGAUAUAUGCGCAAAACAAUGUUUCUGUGUUUACCAUGUUGCUGUUAUUUUUGAAAAACGUUGUCGUUAUAAGUAACGUUCUUUAUUACAGCUUGCUCCUCGUCAAAAAGCCGCUCUCACAUACAACAAGAAGUUGAAAGAAAGAUAUAAAUUUCAUCCGCAAGUCUUGAGGAUUUUAAGGUAGAUCGUGCGUUUGAGAUGUUUUUUUAAUUAAGUAAAACUGUUUUUUGGUUAAUUGUUUUCUUCUGUCGUAUUCCGUCCUAGACAUCGUCACGUUCCAUCUGCUAUAUACAAAGCAGCUCGAGAGAAGAGGGUUAUAUUACAGUCCCGCAAAACAAGGUCAGUUUUUUUAUUUCGGAAAGUUGUUGUAAUACCGUAUGUAUUGGUUUAAUAAUAAUAAUUGUGUCUUAGGGUCCGGUCAUUAUUUAUGGCGGGGGGUGGCACCGAAGAAAAAGGGGUUGGGUAAACAAAAUUUUGAGUGAAUAAAAGGUUGAUGAAAAACAAAGCAACUCAAGGGUUGGGUAAUAAUAAUUUAUUGUCAUUUCUAAAGCCGGACUCGCUCAAAUAUUGAAGACUAAAAAGCAAUAUCAGCAGUCACAUGUCAAUACAAUAUAUGUAAAUCAAUCAAUCAGAGUCACUACCUUGAAAAAAAUUGUACAAGCGAUUACCAAAUUCAUGUCACAGAAGUGGUAAACGACAUUUGUGACAACAGAACGGUAUCCUUUAAUUUGUAAAGUUUUUGCCAGGCGUGGGUAUUAAUUUUUUAAUUGAUAUUUGAGGUUCGGUAAAAAAAAUUGAAUUUUUAAUGGUUCGAUCAGAAAAUAUUUACCAAUGAAGAAAAACGUUUCUUUUCGACCGGGCCCUUAGGUACGAUUUUAUAUUUUGGGAGUGUUCUAAAUCGUCCAGAAGAAUUUAAGGUUACCCGUAAAGGAGUGUUCAGAUCUGUGCGUAUAACCUGUCAUUUAUCUAACAAAGAUUGUAAAAAAAGAAUCGUCCAUCUCCAGUAUAAAUACGUGGGCAGUACUUAUUCUUUGUUUAUGCCUAGGGAGGAAAAUCGUCGACUCCACAGUGCCACGGGAAAGGUACCUUAUGUGCCGGAGAGGAAAAAACAAAUUGUCUCAGUUGUGGAGUGAUUGCUGGAUAUAUAUAUAUAUAUGGAUAACAAUUGCUAUUGUAUGAGGUACCGGGAGGGAUAUAUGAGGGAUGUAUCGAUGUAUACAUUCAGUGAAGGUGCGAUACUCUGAAGCUCUGCACAGAGAAAUUGAGCAGUUAAGGUUUUUACAUUCAAAUGCUUGGUUUAUUAUAUCGAGAACAGUAACAGAAGGAUUAGGGUUGGCCCCAAAUUAUGACAAGAUAUAUUAUAAUGUAUCCCUGUUUAUUAGUACUGGCGUUUUCGGAUUUUUUUGCAUAAAAGUCAACUAAAUUGACUGAUAAAAACUUGUUUAAAAUAACAAAAAACAUUUUAUUUUUGCUACAAUGGAAGAACGUACAAAUCAUGUUUUGCAUAAAAGUCUAUUUAUCUGACUAUUAAAUAAACGAGCUGUCCCUAAACACUUAUUUUCAUAUUUUGUUGCUUAAAUAAAGUCAAUUGUCCCCAACACUGACCGCUUUUAAGUAAUUGGAACGUCUUUCACGACAUCUUUCUCAUGCGCACUCGACGCUGACGACAUGAACUCUACGUCAUUGGGUGGUCGUAACUCCUCCCCAGGCUCCGCAAACACGGGCUGGUGUUGACUUCCGGCCGUGUGGGCUGAACUAACGGUAUUGUGGCUCCUCUCGCGUUCCUCUUCCGGUACGUUUCGUUCGGGUUGGAUGACAAGGAUGUAGACUUUUGGUAGGAUGAUGCAACCGCAGAUCGCUAAUGCGCCCACGAGCGUCGUGGUUGCUAUGACAAUACUGGUCGUCAUGCCUUGAGCAAAUCGAUAGGUCGGGAAGAAUGCUAUUAACAGGAUGCAAAUCGAAAUGGUGCAGAAACUUAUGUACUUCGCUUCGUGGUGAUUCUUGCGAUCGUCGCGCUCUUUAAACGCAAAAACUGUCGCGAAAAAUAAGACGAGCAACGGGAAGCCUGUCGCGAUGAACCGACCUGCUUCCCAGCUGGAAUUGCAUUCCCGGAUGUGCACUGCCUGCGAGCUUUCCAAGUAGCGGACGAAGGGUGUGUCUGUUAGGAACCAGACCCCCAUGAGGAGAAGUUGGAAGAGCAGCAAGGCCCCCACGAAUAUUAGGGCGACAUACUCCGCCGCGGGUUUGAUGUAAUGUGAGGCAAACUUUUUGAGGUGCGAGUCACAUGUCUUCGUCUUAGCCAAUAAGGUGCUUGCAAGCAUGAGGAGUACGAAUUGCAAAAGUCCGCCCAGAAGUCGGCACACUCCGUCCGUACGAUAUAGGGAGACUUGGAAAAUCGAAUAGAGGAAUCCCAGAGCGGUCGAGAGCAGUAGAAGGGCGAGGAGGAUUGGGGCCGAGUCUUGGAUCAAUGGGGUAUCCUUGACGUAAAAGAACAGUGACGCCACUAUCACCACGGCAACCAGGCCAAUGGUACUUAUGGAUAUGAUGACAAUUGAAAAAGCGUCGCUCGAUUCGACGUAGUCGAUUGAGGUUUUCAAGCAUUCUGUUUGGCCAUCGUUAGCGUACCAGCCCGCUGGGCAUGCGUAACAUUCUGUUGCCCCCGUGGUGUUGCUUAUCUUCCCCCUGGGGCAAGGGUGACAGGCCCAGCAACAAUCACUCUGCCCCACCUGUUUUUGUCCGGGUUGGCACACCUGACUGCAGGUUGCAGAUGGGAUCUUGCCAUCGUUCCAUGUUAGAUCCACGUUUUCAAGGAAGCUCGGGCGGUCAGGCUGCAGGGAUGACCAGUUUGCGACUGUUUUAAAUUCAAGAGUGCGUUUCUCACGGUCGAGCAACACGUUACGGAAAGUGUACUUUUUUGUGUCCAAAUCACCACUCUUGUCGAACGAAACCUGCUCUCCUAUAGGGCUGGUGAAAGAUGCAUUCUGUAUGUAGGCAUACAAGUCUUUACCGCUCAGUGGAAAGCUUGUAUUUGGGCAAAGACCAUUCGCCAACCGUCCGUUGCAUUUUAGGAGAUUAUCCAACCCAUACGCGACAGCGUUGAUGCUGUUUAUAAUACUUAUAAGUCUACUCCAACGGUUUGCGAGAUUUAGCGUGUUGUUGUCAAGCUUUUCGUCUUUUCUGCAUUGUCUUUUGCCAGGCAUGGCUUUGCUGUUACAGUUGAGAGAUUUUUCUAACAGUUUCAACAUCCAUGGAUUGCUCGCUGCUUUUUCUACCGUUAUACUCAAAAGGUAUUCUUCAAAUUCAGGAAUUUUUGCGUACACGAAGUCCACGCCGAAAGAGCCGUGUAGCAGGUCAGCGUUGAUGUCGUAAUUCACUAUCGUUGGUCCGAUGGCAUCGCUCAGAAUCCACGUCAUGUUUCGUAGGCCUUGCUUCUCUGCUUCUUGUAGUACCUAGUAAUAAGCAAAACUCUUUGUUUUUGUUCUCCCAAAAUAUAUUUGCAAAAAGAACUUUGUCCGACGUUUCCCUCCACGGAAACCAUUUUCAAA
This is a messenger RNA of Paramuricea clavata, 4073 nucleotides long. Lineage: Eukaryota; Metazoa; Cnidaria; Anthozoa; Malacalcyonacea; Plexauridae. The record is from the annotation of a GenBank genome assembly.